Medioppia subpectinata is the source of this 357-nucleotide messenger RNA. Lineage: Eukaryota; Metazoa; Arthropoda; Arachnida; Sarcoptiformes; Oppiidae. The record is from the annotation of a GenBank genome assembly.
AUGAAGUUUAAAAAACUUCAAAUGGCAACACAUCCCGACAAAUGGGUCAAUGCAUCUCAUCGAGAGCACACCUAUUCAAUGGACAACUCGUCGCUUAUAAACAAAGCUUAUAAAACACUUCGCGAUCCAUACGAACGCGGCGUCUAUUUAUUGAAUAUAUUAUUCAAUACUCAGAUCCAAGAAAACGAAACUCGAUUUGAUUCACAAUUUUUGUCGGAAAUAAUGAAAGUGAAUGAAGACAUCGAAGAAAACAUUGUUUCAAAGAAUAAAUUAAUGAACAUUUUUACGGACAACGAGAAGAAUAUGAAAAAAGUAAUGCAUGACAUGUCACUAGCGUUUGAGUCGAACGAUAUUUAA